Chiroxiphia lanceolata (lance-tailed manakin) is the source of this 514-nucleotide messenger RNA. It is a transcript of the gene SLC48A1, whose product is annotated as solute carrier family 48 member 1. The transcript has 3 exons. The record is from RefSeq and is a predicted model, not a curated record. Lineage: Eukaryota; Metazoa; Chordata; Aves; Passeriformes; Pipridae. Gene Ontology annotation, cellular component: plasma membrane; lysosomal membrane. Bases 30 to 473 code for a protein of 147 amino acids. Gene Ontology annotation, biological process: heme transport. Gene Ontology annotation, molecular function: heme transmembrane transporter activity; heme binding.
GGUGCCUGUGCCGGUGCCAGCCGUCGGCCAUGGCGCUGAGCGCGGCCCUGGCGCUCCGUGUCGCCUACGCGGCGUUCGGGACCCUGAGCGGGCUCUCGGUGUUCUGCGUCUGGAGCGUCGUGCCCGCCCUGCGCCAGCCGAGCACCGCCGCCGCGGGGGGACUGGCGGGUGUCCUGGCGCUCUGGGCCCUCCUGACCCAUGUGAUGUAUGUGCAGGAUUACUGGAGGACCUGGUUAAAGGGCCUCAGGUUCUUCCUCGGCGUCGGGAUCUUCUUCUGCGCCCUCUCCCUGCUGGGAUUCUGUGCCUUCCUCGCCCUGGCCAUCACCCAGCGCCAGGCGCUGAGUGACCCCCGCAGUUAUUACCUGUCCGCCGUGUGGAGCUUCAUGGCCCUGAAAUGGGCGCUCCUGCUCAGCCUCUACUCGCGCCGCUACCGCGCCGAGUUCGCCGACAUCAGCAUCCUGAGCGACUUCUGAGCCCUCCCCCCCCGGCCCCAAAUCCCGGGAAUUCCGCCCCA